AUACUAUCAUUGUCCAUACUUAUUAUACUCGUAGUAUCGGCCUGCCGAUAUCUUCAAUUCUUUACAAUAUACCCUUUCUUCACAUCGUCGACCCAUAACGAACUCUUUCGCUAUGGCAGCCCUCGCGAUUCCCGAUGCUGGCCUCCUUUUGGAGAGCUCGCCAACCUCGAGCGAUUACCUCCCGUUACAAGCCUUCGGUAUCACGUUGAAUGACAGCGUGAUUGAGGAUAUGAUAAAAUGUGUACAAGGGGGUCAAGAGAUUGAAUUGACCCUAGGAAGUAAUCCUAGCUUAACUUUUGGUUCGACAGAACAAAAAGUCAAAACAAAUUCGCUGUCAUACGAUUACGACUUGUAUCUCACGAAACCAGAAGAAUCGGCAAGCAAAGCACAACGAUUACCAAAUCCCACCAUGUGCAUUCUUAGCAAGCCACCCGCCAGUAUCCUGGCGACCCGAGCAGCCAACAACAAAAUCAAAGAGACUAAACGAAUCACCAAGCCUAAGCCUUUACCUGCGGGAAGGACCGCCAUGGCCGGCGCAUUGUCAAGUUCUUCCACCAGAUCGCUACCAACGAGUCCUGCACUUAACGGGGUGUCCUCGCCGAACCCAGCCUUUUCCGCCUCCCAACAGCUCCUGGAAAAGAACAAGAACCAAAGGAGUAUUCUAGUCCACGAAUUGGCCUCGAGAGAUCGGACAUACGAAUAUCUCUCUGAGAUUUGGAAAGGUGCCGAAGCAGAUCUCAAGCGAAAUGUGGAGAAGAUCGCCAAUUAUGAUUCCUCGACAAAGAAGUACAGUCUGCGACCGGUGUUCUGGAAGGAGCUGGACGUAUGGAACUACGAUUAUCGCAAUGAAGAGGAUCGCCGCGCGGCAAUUGACAACGCCAUUAGGCAGUACGACAAGUCACGCCUUCCGACCUCUGCAGUCGAGUGGGAGAAGUUGCUUACCCCUUCUGAGCGAGGCAAGGGUAUCGUCUUGAGCAAGCUGCAGGCGACUCUUGCAAAGGGAAAUGUAACACCAACCCCUCGGGUUGGCAUGAAGAAAUCGGAGGAUGGUAAUAAGAGUGACGUUGAUACCAAGGCAAAGGGCGAGGCCAUGGCCCGGUCUAAUUCGCAGCCGCUAGGAAGCAAGGCGAAGAAGGUCAGCGAGCGCGAAGCGCAGACGAAGCGCUUAUUCUCAAACAACCCCAAGAAGCCCGCUCCGAAAAAGCCGGUCAGCAAGGCCAAGCCAGCCGAAGAAAAGGGCAAGAAAUUCCUUUCUGAUGAAAAAGUGAUCGACUCUGAAAGCAGCGGGGACGAUAGGCCAGUAUCCAGAGCUAGUUCGAUCCAAUCAGCGUCGAAGCCUGUUGAGAGGCCUAUCAAGAAGCCUGCUGAGAAGCCCGUGGAGAGAUCUACCGAGAAGCCUGUCGAAAAACCUGCUGAGAGGCCUGCUGAGAAACGAAUCGAGAAGCCAGUGGAGAAACCGGUGGAGAAAGUGGUAGAGAAGCCCAAGGAGAAACCUGCCCCACCGAAAGCGAAGCCUGUGGUUCGAGCACCCCGCGCUCCCGUGAAACCUACCAGCUUGACCUCGCAGAAACGGCCCCGUGAAGACGAUGAUAGCAGCUCGAGCUCAGGGGCCCCGCUUAGCAAGCGAAUCAAGCCAAAGGAGCCUCCUAAGCCAUUGUCCAAUGUCACCAACCUGAAGCACCGCCCUUCAGACGCGAGCCAGAGCUCGAGAAACGCCGCCGUGGGAGGAACAUCUUCCAAUAUCUCGAUGAGAAGCAAGAAUACGUCACCGACCAAGUCAUCGCCACUUGCUUCCUCGCCGCCGACGAAUGCCUCCGACCUCGAAGAUCAUCAGGCGCCUGCGCGCCAGACCAAGCCACCCGUCCGUAACGGGGAGCGUGCCGCUAACGGGGUGGCAAAUGGUAACUCGACAAGUACGAAUCAGAACAAGAAGCGCAAAGAUCGGGAUACCGAUCAGUAUUCCUCGCAGCAAGCCGCUCCGAACAAGAAGCCGCGCGUGUCGCCCGACGUACUGGUCAAGGCGAAGAAGUUUACAAGAUUUUACGAGCGGUACGAGGCAUUGCAUUACGAGAUCGCGGCGCUUAAGGAGCCGCCGGAGGAUAAGCUAGCGGACCUGAUAGACAUGCGGGAGCGACUUUCCAUUAUGAAGUCGGAGAUCUCACAGGCAGUGGCGUCAUACUAAUAAUGUGUUACGAAUUCUGUCCAUUGCCAGCAUAUUGAUCGGGUGGGGUGAGCCAGUCAGGAUGCGGACUCAAAUUUGGAGAUUUUAUUGGGCGUGGAA
Daldinia caldariorum is the source of this 2281-nucleotide messenger RNA. RefSeq lists its product as uncharacterized. The transcript has 2 exons. Lineage: Eukaryota; Fungi; Ascomycota; Sordariomycetes; Xylariales; Hypoxylaceae. The record is from RefSeq and is a predicted model, not a curated record. The coding region runs from base 113 to 2182 and encodes 689 amino acids.